This is a messenger RNA of Prorocentrum cordatum, 673 nucleotides long. The record is from the annotation of a GenBank genome assembly. Lineage: Eukaryota; Dinophyceae; Prorocentrales; Prorocentraceae.
CGCGAUUUUUUGGCGCCACCGCUCCAUGGCAGCGCGCCGCAGGUAGGCAUCCCGGGCCCCAGGUGGCGCCUUCCGCGAUGGUCGCUCCUCCGGUCGGGCCUGUCCUGGGCCUGCCGUUCGACCUGCGCGCCAGCUGCGGCCAGGGGGCCGGCGGACCGCGCCGCGGCGGGCUGGGGGGCGCUGGACGGCGCCAGCCCCGCGCGGGGGGCGCCUAUAGAGGCCGCCGGCGGCGCGGCGGCGCGGCAGGGCGGCCUCACGAGCCAGGCGCGGGCGAAGCUGCGUGCGCUCUCGGCGGAGUACCCGCAGGAGAGGAGCUGGACGAGGCGACCUGCCGGUGGGACAGCUCUCGCCGCCUCGGCUCGGGCCGUUACGGCGCGGUCUACAAGGGCCAGCUCCGCGACGGCGCCAAGGUCGCGAUCAAGGCCAUUGACCUGGCGGCGCUGCUGCGGAACGGCGAGCGCCCCGAGGACCCCCCGAUUGCGGCUUCGAGCGGGAGGUGCGCAUGCUGAGCAAGUUUCGGCACCCGAACCUUGUGACCCUUCUGGGCUGGGGCCAGCAGGGCAUGAUGCCGAUCUCGUCUACGAGUACCUUCCAGGCGGCGACCUCUUCCAGCGGCUCUACAAGAGCAAGCUCGCGCGGGGCGCGCGCACGUUCUUCUGGCACGAGAGGCUGA